Messenger RNA from Dipodomys ordii (Ord's kangaroo rat), 2945 nucleotides. It is a transcript of the gene Itih4, whose product is annotated as inter-alpha-trypsin inhibitor heavy chain family, member 4. The coding region runs from base 40 to 2799 and encodes 919 amino acids. The record is from RefSeq and is a predicted model, not a curated record. Gene Ontology annotation, biological process: hyaluronan metabolic process. Gene Ontology annotation, molecular function: serine-type endopeptidase inhibitor activity. The transcript is spliced from 23 exons. Lineage: Eukaryota; Metazoa; Chordata; Mammalia; Rodentia; Heteromyidae.
CUCAGGUUCAGAAGCAGCCUAGCAGGCACCAGAGCCAAAAUGAAGAACCCAGCUGCUGUCCACAGCUGCAGCAUUGUGCUGGUCUUUCCUUUACUGCUGUCUGUCCUCCAUACUGCUACUGCACAAAAGAAUGACAUCGACAUCUACAGCCUUACUGUGGACUCCAAGGUUUCAUCCCGGUUUGCACAUACGGUUAUCACCAGCCGAGUGGUCAACAGAGCCGAUACCGUGCGGGAGGCCACCUUCCAGAUGGAACUGCCCAAGAAAGCCUUUAUCACCAAUUUCUCCAUGAUCAUUGAUGGCGUGACCUACCCAGGAAACAUCAAGGAGAAGGCCAAAGCCCAGGAAGAGUACAGCACUGCAGUGAGGCGGGGAGAGAGUGCAGGCCUUAUCAAGACCACUGGGAGAAAGACGGAGCAGUUCCAGGUAUCAGUGAACGUGGCUCCUUCUGCCAAGGUCACGUUUGAGCUGGUGUAUGAAGAGCUACUUAGGCGGCAUCUGGGAGCAUAUGAACUACUGCUAAAAGUGCAGCCCCAGCAGCUGGUCAAGCACCUGCAGAUGGACAUUCACAUCUUUGAGCCUCAGGGAAUCAGCUUCCUGGAGACAGAGAGCACUUUCAUGACCAAUGAGCUGGAAGAUGCCCUCAUGACCUCACAGAAUAAGACCAAGGCUCACAUCCGGUUUAAGCCAACACUGUCCCAGCAACAAAAGUUUCCAGAUCAAGAGGACACAGUCUUGGAUGGCAGCUUGAUCAUCCGCUAUGAUGUGAACCGGACUCUUUCUGGGGGCUCCAUUCAGAUUGAGAAUGGAUACUUUGUGCACUACUUUGCUCCUGAGGACUUGCCCACGAUGCCCAAGAAUGUGAUCUUUGUCAUUGAUAAGAGCGGCUCCAUGAGUGGCAGGAAAAUCCAGCAGACCCGGGAAGCCCUAAUCCAGAUCCUGAAUGACCUCAGCCCCAAAGAUCAGUUCAACCUCAUUGUCUUCAGUGGGGAAGCAACCCAGUGGAAGUCAUCAUUGGUGCCAGCCUCAGCUGAGAAUGUGAAGGAGGCCACAAGCCAUGUAGCCAGCAUCCAUGCCCUGGGAGGGACCAACAUCAAUGAUGCCAUGCUGAUGGCCGUGAAGCUUCUGGAGAGCAGCAACAAGGCUGAGCUGCUGCCUGCAAGGAGCAUCUCCAUCAUCAUUCUGCUCACUGAUGGUGACCCCACUGUGGGUGUGACAGAUCCCACAAGGAUACAGAAGAACGUACAAGAAGCCAUAGGAGGCCAGUACAGCCUCUUCUGCCUGGGCUUUGGAUUUGAUGUCAGCUACACCUUCCUGGAGAAGAUGGCACUGGAAAACAAUGGUCUGGCACGACGCAUAUACGAGGAUUCAGACUCUGCCCUACAACUCCAGGACUUCUACCAGGAAGUGUCCAGCCCACUGCUGUCAGCCGUGGCCUUCGAGUACUCAAGCAAUUCUGUGGAAGCCAUCACAAAGGACAAUUUCCGGCUCUUCUUCAAAGGCUCAGAGAUGGUGGUGGCUGGGAAACUCCAGGACAAGGAUCUUGAUGUUCUCUCAGCCAAAGUCAGUGGGCAGAUGCACAUGCAGAACAUCACCUUCCAAACUGAGUCCAACGUGACCCAGCAGGAGGAGGAGUUCCGGAGCCCCAAGUACAUCUUCCACAACUUCAUGGAGAGACUUUGGGCCUACCUGACCAUCCAGCAGCAGCUAGAGCAGAUUAUUUCUGCACCAGAUACCGAUUCACAGGCCCUCCAGACCCAAGCUCUGAACUUGUCACUCAAGUACAACUUUGUCACUCCUCUCACAUCUAUGGUGGUCACCAGGCCUGAAGGCCAAAAAGAGUCUGUUGCUGAAAAGCCUGUGGAAAACAGUGAAGAGAACAAACAGAAGACAGUCGUCUCAGGAGGUUAUAAUCCUUCCAUAUUUCGUGCCAAAGGAGCCCGACUGUCCAGACUAACAGAUGCAGCUAGAGGUCUCUCUAAAAUGAAUGGACAGCCUGGACCUCUUCUUCCUUCUAGACGUCUCAGACUCCCAACAAAGACCUGGAGAGACCCAGUAGAUUUGCCAUUCCUUUUUGCAGCCAGCCCCACUGUUGCACAGAUGGCUCCCUCAGAUCCCCAUCAGACUGUAUUACAUGGUGUGGAAGUUCAAAUCAAAGAAACCACCCAAAUACACCCUUCCCAAGUCCCCUUUCAGGCUCCUGCUGUCACUAUGUCACUGCCUGGGCCCACAGUGAACCGGCUCUGUGUGGACAUCAAGCGCUCUCAAGGACCCUUGAACCUGCUCUCAGACCAAGGCCAAGGACUUGAGGUUACUGGCCAGUAUGAAAUGGAGAAGGCUGGAUUCUCAUGGAUCAAGGUGAUCUUCAAGAACCCCCAGCUGCGGGUUCAUGCAACCCCUGAACAUGUGGUAGUGACUCAGAACCGAAAAAACUCUGCAUACAAGUGGAAGGAGACAUUGUACUUGGUGCUGCCUGGCCUGAAGAUGACCAUGGACAAGAAAGGCCUCCUACUGCUCAGUGGCCCAGACAAAGCAACCAUUGGUGUAUUGUCCUGGCAUGGCCCUGAGAAGGGGCUCCUGCUCCUUCUUCGUGACACUGACCGCUUCUCCAGCCUCGUCAACGGGACCCUUGGCCAGUUUUAUAAGGACCCAGUUUGGAGCCCACCAGAAACAGAAGAUGACAGCAGAAGGACAUUGAGGGUCCAGGGAACAGACUAUUCUGCUACCAGAGAGGUCAAGUUGGAUUAUCAAGAGGGGACCCCAGGGACAGAGAUUUCCUGCUGGUUGGUGGAGCUGUAGUGCAGAUGGGAGUAUCUGUACCCUCUAUGACAUCUUGUGAUGGGAAGAUAGCUUCCAAUCUAUGGCUGAGGGGCACUGGUAGGGCCUGGAUGUGAUGGGGAGGGGGCAUCCUAUGCAUUGAAUAAAGAAAGGUACUGUAAGCCCAG